AUGACAGAGACAACAAGUUUGCAACUUGGACGCUCGUUGCUGUCGGUUGAUGCAUUCAUCGCUCUCGUAAACCGAAUCUUUCUAAAAAUUGAGAAAACUGUUUUGAUGGCGAUGUCACAGGCUCGGCAGAGAAUUCUGCAAGGCUUUGUGGUCAUUUCCGUAACUUUAUUUUUCCUAUGGGUUGCAGCAUUUUUAUAUGGAAGCUUCUACUUCUCUUAUAUGCCCAAAGCAACUUAUUCUACCCCUGUCAACUAUUAUUACAGAACAGAUUGUGAAACUCCCGGCUCUUUCCUGUGCUCAUACCCUGUGGCAAAUGUGUCUUUAAUGAAGAACAAGAAACAUGUGUUGACCUUUGGGCAGGCCUAUCAACUUUCUCUGCAGCUGGAAAUGCCUGAUUCUCCAGUCAAUCAGGAAAUUGGGAUGUUUAUGGUUCGAGCUACAUGUUUUUCCCAGGAUGGAGGACAGGUGGCUUCAUCUUCUCGUGCUCUGUCUGCAUCGAGUUCCCAUUUUGGAGUGCUACGAUACCGCUCGGAUCUGGUGAGGACUCUAGAGACGCUGCUUUUAUUCCCUGCAUUUCUGACCUCGACUGUUGAGCAAAAACAAAUGCUGGAGGUGGAGCUCUUCUCAGAAUACACAGAUGAUCCAUACGCUCCCUCGGACACAGCUAUUAUUGAGAUAAUGUCCUCCAAAGUGCAAAUCUACUCCUCUCAGCUCCUUGUUCAUGCACAUUUCACUGGUUUGAGGUAUUUGUUGUUCAGGUUCCCGCUCAUUUCAGCCGUGGUGGGCAUUUCAUCUAACUUCCUCUUCCUAAGUGCCCUCUUUGUCUUAAGUUAUAUGAGACAAAUGUUAAAUUUGAAAAAACCCGAAGAGCUCACACCAAACAGUUCACCAGAACGAAGAGAGAGAUGA
Messenger RNA from Knipowitschia caucasica, 909 nucleotides. The record is from the annotation of a GenBank genome assembly. Lineage: Eukaryota; Metazoa; Chordata; Actinopteri; Gobiiformes; Gobiidae.